CGAAGUAGAGUAGAGCCAUUGAAGUGAGUCAUCUAACGACGGGACCUGUAGAAGUAGAACUGAAGUUCACCUAGUCGCCAAAAUCAGUUCAACAAAGUCCAGCGGUACACUCAUCACUGCCGUGAGUCACUGCUAUAGGGACAGGACUAAAGCUACAAGAGCACCGAGUUCACUGAAGAAAAGUAGGUGCAUCACAGAUUUUUUUUUUUUUUUUUUUUUCAUUUUCAUCUGGUUCUAGCAGAACAUCUCAGUAGCGAUGGUUAUUAGAUAUUAGUUUUACACGGAAACAUCAAUUUGUUGGACUAUUAAAGAGACUACAGAAUUUGAUCGCUGACUUCUCUAAUAAUAGAAUAUUACAAAGAUAUGCCUGGAUUUAACAUACUGACCAUUAAAGUAGCCUAUUUUGGAUAUCAUUUUUAGAUUAGGCAUAGAGGAAUCGCUUUGCUUGGAAGUGCUUUUUUGCCACUGAAGACACUGAUCGUGUGGGAAUUCAUUAUCAACCUUCUGAAAUUUCCUCCUCUUUCCCUGGAUCAUGUACCAGGAUUACACCGGGACUUACGACACGUCCUCCCGCGGCAGCAGCAGCUCACCAGCGCACCCGGACACCAGCCCCAUCCCUGCCUCCAACUACCAGAAGUACAGAAUAGACAUGCCUGGUUCUAGUAGUGCCUUUAUUCCAACAAUUAAUGCCAUAACGACCAGUCAGGACUUGCAGUGGAUGGUUCAGCCCACAGUAAUCACAUCCAUGUCUAAUCCGUACUCCCGGCCUCACCCGUACGGCCUGUCUGUGUCUAGCGGCCCGGGCCUCCUCAGCCACACAGCUCUCACGCGGCCCGGGGUCAUCCGGUCCAUCGGCGACGCCCGCGGUCGACGUAAGCGAGACGAACAGUUUUAUCUGCAGCUCACCCCAGAGGAAGAAGAAAAACGGAGAGUCAGGCGAGAAAGAAACAAACUAGCUGCAGCGAAAUGUCGGAACCGCAGAAGAGAACUGACCGAGAUGCUGCAAGGGGAAACUGAGAAGUUAGAGGAGGAGAAGGCUGACCUGCAGAAAGAAAUCGAGACCCUGCAGAAGGAAAAGGACAAGUUGGAAUUUAUGUUGGUGGCCCACAACCCUGUGUGCAAACUGCCUCUUGAAGAACGCCAUCAGAGUUUGCACUCCCAGCAGUGUGCGCCCCUAUCUCUGACCAUGCGUUCCAACCUGGGUCCCCGGGGUCCGAUGAGCACUCUCAACCCAGUGGUGGUUAAACAGGAGCCUUUGGAAGACGAUGACGACGAUGAGGACGAAGCAAAAGCCCAGCAUUCAGUCAUCAAGCCCAUCUGCCUAGGUGGCGGCAUGUAUUGCUCUGACGGAGACAGCCUCAACACGCCCGUUGUGGCUGCUUCCACCCCGGUGUCCACCCCGAACAACCCGAGCCUCAUCUUCACGUACCCCAGCAUGCUCGAGCCCGAGAGCCCAUCGCCCUCGUCGGAGUCCUGCUCCAAAGCCCACCGCCGGAGCAGCAGCAGCGGUGACCAAUCAUCAGAUUCCCUGAAUUCUCCCACCCUGUUGGCGCUUUGAAGGAAAAUUCGACUUUUGUCAUUGUUGUGGAUCUCCAGAGCACGCUCAGCUGGGAUUUGAGUGGGGACUUCGCCUCAACCACGCUGAGAACCCUCAAGGGCUAAUUUGCUCGUUUUAUUUAAACGUUUCAGAAGAGAGUUUUUGUUGUCGUUGUUUAAAUGUACGUGCGAAUUCCACUUGCUAUUUCAGUGGCGAGGUUUUGUAACGAAGACGAAAAAAGUUGGAGGAAAGAUUGCAUCUGUUCAGAAGAGCGAGACCGCUUGGUAUUUCCUGCUGACUAAAAAGAGAGGGGAAUUGCUUGAAAAUUGAAUUCUUGAUAGGUACAGAAUCAGACAUUGGACACUACGCCCUCAGAACGUCAUUAUCCUUGUGUUUGUGACGUGUGAAUAUUGUCCCAUUGUAUUUUGUGUCUUGCUGUUUAUAAUAUUUAGGGUUCACUGGAUGAGCCUGACUGCUGAGUGUCGAAAGAACCAUCUUGUAUAAUAAAAUGCUGACCUUUGUUGAUAUUUUGUAUAUGCGGCACAAGCACUAAGAUUAAUUGCCAAAUUUACAUAGCUUUUGUUAUGUAAAGUAAACAGGAAAAAACACUUUAUAGCAUCAGCGAAUCUACUGUCAGGGAUUUUUGUCUUGUGUCAGUGAGCCAUACAAGCAUUACUAGAAGCAAUUGCACACAGAACACAAUAUAACGGUGUACAUGAGGGAAACUCCAGCCAUAUUAGGCUCUGCCUCUAACCCUGACAUGGCAAUACCGCUUUUGUAUUGGCGCACACUGUGGUUUUCAAAUAAAAAAAAGAAAGAAAGAAGCAAACUAUGUAUUACUUUUAUAAUAUGUACUUUUAUGUCUUGGCUGGCCCUUUUUUCAGGGUACAGUUUGAAUUAAAUACAUCAGCCAUAUGAGCACUUCUCCCUGAAACACUGGUUGGCUUUGAUGCACUUUGUCGGCAACCUCGCAAUCGAAUAAAACACCAUUCCUUACAAUGGAUUAAAUGGAAUGCAGAAUGAUAUUGAAAGUUUGAUGCAAAAGGUGAGUUGUGCGUCAGAUACUGAAGAAAAGAUACAAAUUGCAAUAUUUCUUUAAAAACAUUCCUUGGAAAUUGAGGCUAAAUUUCAGAGAGCUCUCAAGGUUACUGUUGCCACAGUCAUAAUAACUGAGGGUGACUGGGAGUAUUUUGUUGUACAGUUUGCAGCAAACAGAAACAAGACAAAUGUGGCUUCUAUUUGAAGGACUUUGUUGCUUAUUUAUGUCAGGAGCUUUCAAGGAUCUAAGAGACGAUUUCAGUGUUUGUUAAAUCAAGUAUGAGCGUUUCUAGUUGCAAAAACCAAUUUAAUACCAAAAAAAAGAAAAGAAAAAACAAAAACAAAAAAACAAGAAAGAUGUUUAUGGACAGUGUGCUGUAAACUGUUCUCUGUCAGUCUUUGACCCCUGUGUAAUUUUGAGCAAGCCAUCUGUACAGCUUUCUGCACAUGUCCUGCUUAUCGGUCUGUAUUUCUCUCUCUCUCUCUCUCUCUUUUUUAUUGCUUUAACUGUUGAAAGACAGAAAACAACCUACAAAAACAGCAAUAUGUAAAGCAGUGUUUGUUCAUUUGGUAAUUUAAAUUUAUUAUAAUGAUAAUAAAAACAUUUCCAAAGUGGUA
This is a messenger RNA of Megalobrama amblycephala (Wuchang bream), 3193 nucleotides long. It is a transcript of the gene fosl2, whose product is annotated as FOS like 2, AP-1 transcription factor subunit. The transcript has 4 exons. The record is from RefSeq and is a predicted model, not a curated record. The coding region runs from base 533 to 1558 and encodes 341 amino acids. Gene Ontology annotation, cellular component: nucleus. Gene Ontology annotation, biological process: regulation of transcription by RNA polymerase II. NCBI's taxonomy places the organism in Eukaryota, Metazoa, Chordata, Actinopteri, Cypriniformes, Xenocyprididae. Gene Ontology annotation, molecular function: RNA polymerase II cis-regulatory region sequence-specific DNA binding; DNA-binding transcription factor activity, RNA polymerase II-specific.